Pyricularia oryzae 70-15 is the source of this 453-nucleotide messenger RNA. RefSeq lists its product as uncharacterized. Bases 1 to 453 code for a protein of 150 amino acids. NCBI's taxonomy places the organism in Eukaryota, Fungi, Ascomycota, Sordariomycetes, Magnaporthales, Pyriculariaceae. The record is from RefSeq and is a predicted model, not a curated record. The transcript is spliced from 2 exons.
AUGCGUUUUACUGGUAUCGUCGCUUUUGUUACCGCUACAUGUUUGACCGUCACUCCGGCAAAUGCCGCUGGCUGUAUCGGCUGCGCUCCGUCGGCGCCCAAGGAGUACGACUGCGCCGUUGAAAUUCGACACAAAGAGCUUGAAGAGCCUUUUCUAGAAAUUCACGCUAAAUUCAAUGACGUGAUCCCAAUCGGGGUUGGCCUCGAAACCCGGAGAAUUUGGCUUUGGCAAUGCUCGGUAUUGUGCGAUGACGUACCAGCCUAUUGGAUUUUGAAGACCUGGGCGCUAAGAGAGUUGCCGUCAAUAACCCCGGAAUAUCAUAAGGAGUGCAUAGAUAAAGCCCACGAAGCUAAGGGAUCCAAAUCCAAGGGAUCCAAAUCCAAGGGAUCCAAAUCCAAGGGAUCCAAAUCCAAGGGAUCCAAAUCCAAGGGAUCCAAAUCCAAGGGACACUAG